GUAACACAAUAAAGUGUGCUUCCUUAAGCCACUAGGUUUGUGACUUGCAACAAUAGCAACAAAAGGCAUGUAAGAUAGAAGGAAACCAUCUACCAUAUGUCUAAUAAGAGAAAGAAUAGAAGAAACACAAUGUUUUUUAAAUGGCUGAGGAUUUUGCAGAAUUGAAGACAUGAAUCUUCAGAUUAAAGGAUCACACAAAGGUCUGAAUGUGAUCAAUAUAAACUAUUUAUAACCAUAAACAUUAUAGUGAAAUAUCUAAGACCUAAAGUCUUAAAAGCAAACUGAACCUCAAGCACAGGCAAGAAUAAGACAACCAGAGCUCUCUUUCUGGGCAGGUUACAAAUGUCAGUGGUCAACCAAUGCUAUCAGUAUUCAAAGUCAGACUCUAGGUGUGGCCCAUGUGCCUGUAAUCUGGACAUCCUGGGUCCCAAUACAUGCUCAGAGAAGAAUUUAGACAAAGGAGAUGGAAGGAAGCUGUUUCCACAGGGAGAGAUUUCCUUUCUACCUUGUUCUCAGUCUUCUGCUUCAAGGAAGGGGCAGUACUUUCACCAUCGAUUGCUCAGGGUUUGAACAGCAUGGGGUGGAUCCCUCUGCUCUGAGUGUGGUGUUUGACAGAAAGGCCUUCCGUCCAGCCACCAACCUCAGUGUCCCCACUCGAGUCAACAUCUCCUUUACAAUGUCUGCCAUCCAAGACGUGGAUGAACAGCUACAGCUCUUGUCAUCGUUCCUAUGGCUGGAAAUGGUCUGGGAUAACCCAUUUAUCAGCUGGAACCCAAAGAAGUGUAAGGGCAUCACCAAGAUCAGUGUGGCGACCAAGAACCUAUGGCUCCCAGACAUUUUCAUCGUUGAGUUCAUGGACGUGGAUAAGACCCCUCAAGGCCUCAUAGCAUAUGUAAGUAAUGACGGUCGCAUCAGGUAUAAGAAACCCAUGAAGGUGACCAGCAUCUGUAGCCUGGACAUCUUCUACUUCCCUUUUGACCGGCAGAACUGCACCCUCACCUUCAGGUCAUUCCUCUACACAGUGGAUAACAUGUUGCUGGGCAUGGAGAAAGAAGUGUGGGAGAUAGCAGACACGUCCCGGGACAUCGUUCAGACCCAUGGAGAAUGGGAGCUCCUGAGCAUCAACAAGGCCUCCCCAAGGAUAUUGGUGGGAGGCAACCUAUACGAUCAGAUCAUGUUCUAUGUAGCCAUCAGGCGCAGGCCCAGCCUCUACAUCAUAAACCUCCUGGUGCCCAGUGGCUUUCUGGUUGCCAUUGAUGCUGUCAGCUUCUACCUGCCGGCAGAAAGUGGGAAUCGCGCCCCAUUCAAGAUAACCCUCCUGCUGGGCUACAACGUCUUCCUGCUCAUGAUGGAUGACUUACUCCCAACCAGUGGCACCCCCCUCAUCAGUGUCUACUUUGCCCUGUGCCUGUCACUGAUGGUGCUCAGCCUGCUGGAGACCGUCUUCAUCACCUACCUGCUGCACCUGGCCACCACCCAGCCCCCACCCAUGCCGAGGUGGCUCCACUCCCUGCUGCUGCACUGUACCUGCCCAAGGAAAUGCUGCCCCACUGCGCCCCACAAGGGAAAUGAGGCCCUGGGUCUCCCCACCACCCAGCUGCCUGGUGUGAAGGAGCCAGAAGUGUCAGCAGGGCAGAUGCCUGGUCCUGGAGAGGCAGAGGUGGCUGGGGGCUCAGGAUGGACAAGGGCCCAGCGGGAGCAGGAGGCCCAGAAGCAGCACAGGAUGGAGCUGUGGGUGCAGUUCAGCCACAUGAUGGACACCCUGCUCUUCCGCCUCUACCUGCUCUUCAUGGCCUCCUCCAUCCUCACCAUCAUUGGCCUCUGGAACACCUAGCCGUGAUAUCUACCUGCUCCUUCAGAUCCCAGCUGCUUCUGGCCUCCCGAGACCAGCCAGGUCUUCACCCUUUCCCAAGAACCAACUGCCAUAUCCCCAAAGAUUACCAUUUCCUUGCUGUAUUCCAUGUAUACCAAUCCAGCCCUGCUGGUCAGUCUCCUCCAGUCCCAGACAUUUUCCCCUUGGUCCUGCAUUCUGUUGGCUUCCCUCAGUCCUACCAUGUGGUUCUAGGACCCCUUUAUGUCUUCUGCAUAGCAGGUUCUACCUCCUUUGCCUGCUAACUUGUCCCAAUAAAUCAUUUUACAGAGA
This is a messenger RNA of Lemur catta (Ring-tailed lemur), 2143 nucleotides long. RefSeq names its product 5-hydroxytryptamine receptor 3E-like. The record is from RefSeq and is a predicted model, not a curated record. The transcript has 9 exons. NCBI's taxonomy places the organism in Eukaryota, Metazoa, Chordata, Mammalia, Primates, Lemuridae. Gene Ontology annotation, cellular component: membrane; neuron projection; synapse. Bases 464 to 1834 code for a protein of 456 amino acids. Gene Ontology annotation, molecular function: transmembrane signaling receptor activity; neurotransmitter receptor activity; extracellular ligand-gated monoatomic ion channel activity. Gene Ontology annotation, biological process: nervous system process; regulation of membrane potential; signal transduction.